UAUUUCUCACACUGUGUGCUGCGGAGUUCCUGACUCAUGUAAACACUCUCAGUCCAGUUCAGCUGCUGUGUCUUUGUCCUUCUCUGUCCGAACCGAACCGGAUCAUGCUGCUCCGCUCGUGCUGUGUUUACGGCGCAGGAAUCCUCUGCGUUCUGCUGUUAAUCGCCGGGAUCGCGAUGGCUUUGGCGCAGGUCUUCCAGAAGCUCAUAAACAACAGAAUAAAGGAGCAAGUAGUUCUGGAAAAUGGAACGGAGGCAUUUUCGGUGUGGCGAAACCCACCGCCGCCGGUUUACAUGCAGUUUUACUUCUUUAAUCUGACCAAUCCUGCAGAGGUUCUGGAAGGAGACAAACCCUUCGUCCAGCAGAUCGGCCCGUACACGUACAGGGAGUAUCGGCCGAAGGAGGAAGUGAAAUUUAUGGACAACGGAACCAGAGUGGCGGCUGUCAAUCCAAAGACGUACGUGUUUGAGCCCAACAUGUCACGGGGAUCUGAGGAUGACAUCGUCCGAACGGUCGACAUCCCUGUUGUGACCGCGAUGGAGAAAUUCAAAGAUACCCUCUUGGUCAGUCGCAUUAUCUCUGACGUGAUGAAAGCAAAGGGCAUCGGCUUGUUCAGGACGUUCAGAGUCGGUGACCUGCUGUGGGGUUAUGAAGAUCCGCUGCUCAAAGAACUCAAACAGUUUGUGUCGGAUGACCACUUUGGACUUUUCUACAAGAAAAAUGGCACUGAUGACGGUGAUUAUAUUUUCUUCACGGGGAAGCAGAAUUAUCAGGACUUUGCUCGUAUAGACGAGUGGAACGGACAGAGUGCAUUGAACUGGUGGAGUACAGAAGAGUGUAACAUGAUCAACGGCACCGAUGGAGCGUCUUUCCAUCCGAUCAUCACAAAAACAGAGAAACUCUAUAUAUUCUCUUCUGAUCUGUGCAGGUCUACAUAUGCCCAGUACGAGUCUGACGUGAGCGUACGAGGGGUUCCCGGUUUCCGUUUUGUCCCACCCAGCGAGGUUUUCGCUAAUCUUACGAUUAACCCAGAUAACGCAGGCUUCUGCGUGCCGGCUGGGAACUGUCUCGGCUCCGGCCUCCUCAACGCCAGCGUCUGCAAAGAAGGUGCGCCCAUCAUCAUGUCCUCCCCUCAUUUCUACCAGGCAGACAACAAAUUCGUCCAGGAUGUGCUCGGGAUGAAUCCCAACAAGGAGGAGCAUGAGACGGUCAUUGACGUCAACCCGCUAACUGGACUGUUGCUUCGGGGUGCGAAGCGUGUUCAGGUGAACGUCUACCUGCAUCAGAUCCCAGCGUUCAGUCAAACUGAGAAGAUCCAGACGCUGGUGUUUCCAGUGAUGUACCUUAAUGAGAGCGUCGUUAUUGACGAGGAAUCUGCCGAGAAGCUGUACGCGGUGGUUACCGAGGCUAAUGUGAUCGUCAACAUCCCCUUCAUAGUGAUCAGUGUGGGCAUCUUACUGGGCGUCAUCUUCAUCGUGUUCAUGUGCCGACAGCAGACGCCAGCGAGCUCCGAGCAGCAGCCCCUGCUUUCAUCGUAAAACUCCCCGGAUGUCAUGAUGAACUAACAUGCGUUUAGACAUUGAGCUUGAUUUCAUUUUCACAAGUCCUGAUUAGGUUCAAGGAGCAUCGGUGUAUGCGGCAGACGACUCAAAGUGCAAAGUUUGUCUCAAAGAUGCCGUCGGAUCUUGCAAACGUGUUUUUUUAAUGCAUUUAAUGCAAUACUUUAGACAACUGAUCAUCACAGAACCAAACAGUGCAGGCGUGUCCAAAUUAGCCAAUGAGUUUUAUGUCCAAAAACUGAAUUACAUCAGAAAACACUAAAA
This is a messenger RNA of Sinocyclocheilus rhinocerous, 1823 nucleotides long. RefSeq names its product lysosome membrane protein 2-like. Gene Ontology annotation, cellular component: lysosome; membrane; cytoplasm. Gene Ontology annotation, molecular function: scavenger receptor activity. The record is from RefSeq and is a predicted model, not a curated record. Gene Ontology annotation, biological process: protein targeting to lysosome; receptor-mediated endocytosis. NCBI's taxonomy places the organism in Eukaryota, Metazoa, Chordata, Actinopteri, Cypriniformes, Cyprinidae. The transcript is spliced from 12 exons. Bases 105 to 1538 code for a protein of 477 amino acids.